AUGCCUGGCAUCUUGCUUACUAACGCACGGUCCCUACUUCACAAACUUGAUGAGUUCUGCUUGACUCUGUCCCUGAAUAAGAUCGACAUAGCGGCAGUUACUGAGUCCUGGUUCUCAGCUGACCUACCGGAAGAGGUCACAUCGGUCGACGGUUACAACCUUUAUCGCAAGGAUCGACGUAACAGGAGAGGCGGAGGAAUCGCCCUUUAUAUCAGUAAUGAUAUCAAGGCAAAACUUGUCGACAUCGCCGUACCUGACAACCUAGAGUGCAUCUGGACACAACUGCAACCACAACGGACCCCCCGUGAUGUUCCUGUACUGUACAUGGGAGUUCUGUACCAUCCUCCUUGGGCAAACGAAAAACUCUUGCAAGAUGAGACAAUCCAACACCUCAUCCACACUUUAGACACAAUCAGAAGAAAACACCCUCUUGCCGGCAUCAUUCUAUGCGGAGAUUUCAAUAAUCUCCCCAUCCAACCGUUGUUAUCCAGUCACCCAGAGCUCAAACAGGUUGUGACCGGUGCCACUCGCGCUAACUCAACGUUGGACCUCAUCAUUACUAACGUUCACCACCAGUAUCACGUACCGGACAUCAUAGCUCCACUCGGUUCCAGCGACCACAAUUGCAUCCUUUGGAAGCCAAAAGUCUCUAACCAACAUAGCGGUCUGCUACCCAGGAUCAAGCACCGCCUUGUCACACAGGAAAGAAAAGAAGCACUUGGCUUAUGUAUGUGCAUCACCGAUUGGUCCGCCGUCUAUAACGCUGUAUCAGUAGAAGACAAAGUGGCCACGUUCAACAGAAUCCUACAGACCAUGCUCGACGUUUGUGUUCCCCUGAGAACUAGCAAAUCGCGAAAUGUGGACAAGCACUGGAUGACAGACAAGAUCAUGGCCGCUAUCAAGAAAAGACAGUCAGCCUACAAGAAGCACGGCAAAACAGAGAAGUGGAAAAAACUUCGUAACUGGGUCCAGACACUCAUCAGAAAGCAGAAGAGCAGCCACUAUAACAGAUGUAUCGGUAUGUUAAAGAAGGAGAAUCCACGAGAAUGGUGGAACUUUGUCAACAAUGAACUUGGACGCACACAGAAAUCAAAGGGGAAAGUCACCGUCUCUGAUGUCCCAGACGAUCGAGUUGCGGAUGCACUAAACGACUUCUUUGCGGAAGCGUGGUCGGACAGUAGAGCCUACAGUCUCUUCCCACUCCAGCUCCCCUCCAACUCCGAUGACCUCUGCAGCAUUGGCCAAGUUAAAGCCAUCUUAAGGAGUCUGAACACUAGGAAAUCAGGUGGACCUGACGGCAUUCCGAACUGGGUUCUCAGUGUGUACCAUGAAGACCUAGCUCCAGUCGUGACUCACCUGAUAAACUCCUCCUACAACUCCGGAUACAUGCCUUCCGUGUGGAAAAUGGCGAAUGUUUGCCCCAUACCAAAAACGUCUGUUCCUGCAAGCAAGAAGGAUUGGCGGCCUAUCUCCCUUAUCUCGACCCUCGGAAAGGUACAAGAAAGGCUUGUGCUGAACAGAUUUCUACCGAUUAUGAAGCCCUGGAUACGGGAUCAGUAUGCCUACAUGCCAAAAGCUUCGACCACUGUCGCUCUUCUGAAAGUGUACCAGUCCUGGUUGCAAAGUUUAGACACCAAGAAGACAUCAAUGGUCCGUGUGCUCCUGGCUGAUAUGUCAAAGGCUUUUGACAGAGUCGACCACGGAAUACUGCUACAACAUCUGGAUGCCCGUGGUACGCCCCCUAGGAUGCUUGCUUGGAUCUCCAGCUAUCUAUCCAGCAGGACCCAACGCGUGGUCGCCAACAACCAGUACAGCAGUUGGCGCGUUGUCACCUCUGGGGUCCCCCAAGGUGGGGUGCUAUCCCCUUACCUAUUUCUUGUGUACAUGUCUACAAGAACCACCAAGCAUGAGACCACCGAUAACACCGGCUACGCCGAUGAUAUAGGUCUGUCUCGCACCAUCCCCUGUGAUGCUGUCGAGACUGAUGACACCAUGCAACAAGAAGCCACACAACUGGACUCCUGGGCAGCGGACAAAAACAUGAUCAUGAAUGGGGACAAAUCCUACGAACUCAGACUGUGCUUCUCCAAACACCCUCCCGAGCCCCCUCCCCUUACUCUUGGGGGGAAAGUAGUGCCAGUGGUUGACUGUGCGACUUACCUGGGUUUUAAGGUACAUUCCAACCUCAGAUGGGACAGCCAUAUCACACAUGUGACAACGAAGGGCUCCAAACGACUACACUUCCUCCGCUUACUGGCCAAGGGCGACAUGCCUCCUAAAGACCUGUUAACCGUCUACACUACUCUGGUGAGGCCAGUGUUGGAAUAUGCCCACGUUGUCUUCGUUGGAUGCACUGAGUCUCAAAGGAACACUCUCGAACGCGUACAGAAACGAGCUCUGCGUAUCAUCUACGGACACAGCAGCAAUCCAGCGUCGUUGGCUCCCUUGCCCACCCUGCAGUCCAGACGAGAAAACGCUGCAAGAUCGCUAUACACGCAGAUGCUGGCCAGUGACCAUCCUUUGCACUUUAUGGUCCCUGACGACAUGGAGGUUGCGACAGGACGAACAUUGCGUAACUCCAGUCACCGAACACUACCUAAAUGCAGGACCGAAAGACUCAAACGAUCAUUCUUGUACCGAGCCACAGUGCUCCACAACAACUCGUUUUAA
This is a messenger RNA of Branchiostoma floridae (Florida lancelet), 2670 nucleotides long. RefSeq lists its product as uncharacterized. Gene Ontology annotation, molecular function: catalytic activity. The transcript has a single exon. The record is from RefSeq and is a predicted model, not a curated record. Lineage: Eukaryota; Metazoa; Chordata; Leptocardii; Amphioxiformes; Branchiostomatidae. Bases 1 to 2670 code for a protein of 889 amino acids.